Molecule: messenger RNA, 777 nt
Organism: Dryobates pubescens (Downy woodpecker)
Lineage: Eukaryota; Metazoa; Chordata; Aves; Piciformes; Picidae
Gene: MRPS23
Product: mitochondrial ribosomal protein S23
Exons: 5
Coding region: 24-596 (190 amino acids)
Biological process (GO): translation
Cellular component (GO): mitochondrion; ribosome
Molecular function (GO): structural constituent of ribosome
Source: RefSeq, a predicted model, not a curated record
GGGGCGGGGCAGGCGCGGCCGCCAUGGCGGGCAACCGCUUGCAUAAGACUGGGAGCGUGUUCAGCCGGACUCGGAACCUGCUCCGCAUGGGGGUGAUCGAGAAGCCGCUGUGGUUCGACGUCUACGCCGCCUUCCCCCCGCCGAGGGAGCCGCUCUACCGGGUGCCGCGGCCGCGCUACGGCAAGGUGCAGGAUGUCAUCCCUCCCAUCUUCUACCAGGAGGACCAAGUGCGAGCGAAGUUUUACAGAAUUUAUGGCAGUGGUCCAAGGCCUUUUGACCUGUCACAAUCAAACUACAAAUCGACUUGCCAGAGGUUUGUUGAGAAAUACAAUGAGCUGAAAGAAGGAGGAAACAUUGAAGAGGAGAAAUUGUUUGAUGAAACAGGAAAAGCCCUUCUGGCCAGAGGGAUCAUUUUACAGAGGAGAGGAACAGAUAAAGUAGCACAACAGAUUCACCAGGAUGUUGACACCAGGGACUCUGCAUUGCACCUGCAGCUUCAUGCUGUGCUGGAGGAGCUGCAGGACAAGAAGAAAGACCAGGAGCAGCAGAAACCUGAGCUGGCAGAAGCACAGAAGGAAAACCCCUUGCCCUCCUAAGAGCCUGGGCAGGGGAGAGGCCUCAGGUGUCUCCAGUGCCUUCCAUGCUCAUCAUGUCUGAACAAGAGCCUCACUCUUGUUCUUCCAUCUCCCCAGUUGUAAAAUGGGAGACAAGAAUUUUUCCUUCAAGGUUGAAGAUGGAGAGCUGGAAAAUAGGGGCAUAGAAUGGAAAAUUAAACAC